GUAAAAAUGUAGAUGGGAGGGAGGGGGGGAGGAGGCCAGUCAGCUGGGUGGACCACAACACUGUGGACGGGGCACAGUAGCACCUCAGACAUGGCCAACAUUGCGAUACAGAGGAUCAAGAGGGAGUUCAAAGAGGUUAUAAAGAGUGAUGAAGCUCAAAAAUGUGCCAUAAAUGUGGAGCUUGUGGGUGAUGACUAUCGAGAGCUGAGAGGGGAGAUAGCAGGGCCGCCGGACACACCAUAUGAGGGUGCCACGUUCCAACUCGAAAUUAAAGUUCCUGAAACGUAUCCCUUCAACCCCCCAAAGGUAAAAUUUGUCACAAAAAUCUGGCAUCCAAACAUCUCUUCAGUCACAGGCGCCAUUUGUCUUGACAUCCUUAAAGAUCAGUGGGCGGCGGCCAUGACCCUGCGGACGGUGUUGCUAUCUCUGCAAGCUUUGCUGGCUGCUGCUGAGCCAGACGAUCCCCAAGAUGCAGUUGUUGCGAAACAGUUCAAAGAAAACCAUCCACUCUUUUUAGAAACUGCUCAAUAUUGGUCACAUGUACAUGCUGGAGUUCCCAAGGGCAAUAGUGAAUUUUCUAAGAAAGUUCGUCGCCUGAUGGACAUGGGUGUUGGUGAGCACCAAGCUUUGGUAGCUUUGUCGUCAUGUAACUGGGACAUGGACCGAGCCAUUGAGCAACUCUUUUCUUAGAUAAAGGGAAUGGAUGUGUUUCACCAAACACUAGGGUAGGGGACAAGCAUACCAUUACAGCGGCACUGAUAAAAUCACAAAAUCAUUUUUUGUCAUAUCAUCUUCUUUCAUGGCAUCCUAUAUACUAAAUAGGGAACCACUGUAUUGAUCUUGCUUGAUGCUGCAUUUUAAAAAUUCCAGCCAAAAUUGAUCAGAAUUUAAUACAACAUGGAUUCAGUAGCUAUCUUGGUAAUGCCAGGUGUCAGAACAGUGAUGUCCAACCAGUGGCCAGACCUUUCCAAGAGGCCUUUACCAAUUAAGGGGGAUUUUCUUUUAUUCACUUAAGUAUAUUUCAAAUUUUAUUAAGUAUUAUGUUAUCUGUAAAUUUAAAAAAAAUAAACUUACAUGCUAACAAGUUCAGUGUUCUUGUGCUUGUUUUUUUUUUCAUGUAAUAUCCUAAAAACCCAAAAAUUGCCAACAAUCAAGUGUGUCCUGCCAGGAAAGGUUGGGCAUCCCUGUGUUGGAAUGUAUUUGUGCAGGAAUGGAGGGAGAAGGUUAUGCAUAAUAUGAUGCUUAUGAAAGUACAUUAACUAUUGAGUAUUCUGUACCAUGAUUCAUGCUUUCUUUUAUUCUUUUUUGUAUUUGUUUUUAAAGGUACCCAGGUUCGGUAGGAAUCACAUUGGAAUUGUUAAGGUAAAGAUACUAUUUCUAAGAAAUUUUAAAGUUUGAAAACUGAUUUAAGCUGGGAAGAUAUAAUAUAAGGGCAUGGAAAAGACAGGGAUUGUAUAAAUUACAAGGAAAUAAGUAUACUCAGUUUAUCAGAAUAAUAAAUGGGUAAUUCAAAAGACUGAGUGCCAAAUGGUGAUGAAUAGGAUGGUUUUGAUGAAUGUUGAAGUUUCAUAAUAUACAAAGGAUACAUGAGAAAGAGUGAAAGGAAAAAUAAAAAAAUGAUUGGGAGAUGGGAUAAAGGAGACACCGAGUUAUAGAGGCAUCUCUGAUGGUGUAAAGAAUGCAUGGGGAAGUGUGAAAUGGUGCAUUUUAACAUACAGGGAAGACAUACUGUGAGAUGUGUAAGGUUUAGAUUUAUAUGUUUCCAGUUUAAGUUUGUAAAUUAUUUAAAAUAUUUUGAAUGGCUUACUUUAUGUAAGGUGUCACCCACAUGUUUGGGAGAAGGCUGGUGGAAUGGAAACAAAUCCUUUAAAAUUAAGGAAGAGCUCAUUUCUAGGACUCAGUAUGUCAAGUAAGAAAAAAUCAACUAGGCAAAUAGAAAAUAGUUUAAAAUAGCUUAGGCUGAUAAACCAAUGAUUUAUUGACUAAGAAGUGAAAUAUCCUAACAAGUACAGAUAAACCUUUCCAUUAAGCACCAAAGAAGAUUCUACUAGCUAUAUAUAGUCCAAUCAGCAGUGUGUAAGAGGGGGUCUCACAUGCUCAACCACUACACUCAUUUAUUUCCUUUAUCGAUAACAAAUUCAUCUAAUGCAAAACAUCAGUAUCACAAAGAUUAUCUAAGGUAAUGCAACUCGUUUUAGGGUUAAUAUCAUAAUCUGAGCUUAUUUGGCAUUGCAUGCAUUGAUUUCUAACUAUAAUGUUCCAUUACCUUAGUCUCUGCUUGGAGCUGAAACUUGUUCUUUCUAUAUUACACUAGAGCUGCAGCGACACAUCAGGAACAGCUUGACUCAGUAUGAACAAAUGAAAGCAGACUUUCCACUGAAUGCAAUGAGUUUGUAGAUUUAAAAGUUUCCACAUAUGAAUAUAGGAUAACUCUUAAAGGUUGGUAUUUAUAGAAUAUGUUUAUUUUUCCACAUAUUAUGUCUCAAAGAAGUACUUUGUCAUGAAUUUAGGUAGAAUGUAAAAAUAAUAAAACAAACAAAUCUAA
Messenger RNA from Portunus trituberculatus (swimming crab), 2545 nucleotides. RefSeq names its product ubiquitin-conjugating enzyme E2 K-like (gene Ubc4). Gene Ontology annotation, biological process: protein polyubiquitination; proteasome-mediated ubiquitin-dependent protein catabolic process. The record is from RefSeq and is a predicted model, not a curated record. Bases 13 to 690 code for a protein of 225 amino acids. The transcript has 5 exons. Gene Ontology annotation, cellular component: nucleus. Gene Ontology annotation, molecular function: protein binding; ubiquitin conjugating enzyme activity. Lineage: Eukaryota; Metazoa; Arthropoda; Malacostraca; Decapoda; Portunidae.